Eubalaena glacialis (North Atlantic right whale) is the source of this 2626-nucleotide messenger RNA. It is a transcript of the gene SRPRB, whose product is annotated as SRP receptor subunit beta. The record is from RefSeq and is a predicted model, not a curated record. NCBI's taxonomy places the organism in Eukaryota, Metazoa, Chordata, Mammalia, Artiodactyla, Balaenidae. The coding region runs from base 48 to 863 and encodes 271 amino acids. Gene Ontology annotation, biological process: protein targeting to ER. The transcript has 7 exons. Gene Ontology annotation, cellular component: signal recognition particle receptor complex.
CCGAGGGCCACGUUGCUUUUGCGGUGCCGGGUAGCAAGGUCUCAGCCAUGGCUUCCGCGGACUCCCGGCGGAUGGGGAAUGGCGGCAGUGUCGGGGGCGCCUUCCAGCUCUACCUGGACUCCUUGCGGCAGGAACUGCGGCAGAGGGACCCGACGCUGCUGUCAGUCGUGGUGGCGCUCGUCGCGGUGCUGUUGACGCUGGUGUUCUGGAAGUUCAUCCGGAGCAGAAGGGGCAGUCAAAGAGCUGUUCUUCUUGUUGGCCUUUGUGACUCCGGGAAAACAUUGCUUUUCGUCAGAUUGUUAACAGGCCUUUACAGAGACACUCAGACUUCCAUCACUGACAGCUCUGCUGUCUACAGAGUCAACAAUAACAGGGGCACUAGCCUGACCUUGAUUGACCUCCCUGGCCAUGAGAGCUUGAGACUUCAGUUCCUAGAGCGGUUUAAGGCUUCAGCCAGGGCUAUUGUGUUUGUUGUGGAUAGUGCAGCCUUCCAGCGAGAGGUGAAAGAUGUGGCAGAGUUUCUGUAUCAAGUCCUCCUUGACAGUAUUGGUCUGAAGAACACACCAUCAUUUUUAAUCGCUUGCAAUAAGCAAGACAUUACAAUGGCAAAAUCAGCAAAGUUAAUUCAGCAGCAGCUUGAAAAAGAAAUCAAUACUUUACGAGUCACCCGUUCUGCUGCCCCCAGCAUACUGGACAGUUCCAGCACUGCCACUGCUCAGCUGGGAAAGAAAGGCAAAGAAUUUGAAUUCUCACAGUUGCCCCUCAAAGUGGAGUUCCUGGAGUGCAGUGCCAAGGGCGGAAGAGGGGACACUGGCUCUGCUGACAUCCAGGACUUGGAGAAGUGGCUGGCUAAAAUCGCCUGAGGGCCAGAUCCAAACACAAGACGCGAAUGUGUGUGUGUGUGACUGACAGUUUUGGAAAAGGAUGUGGUAGUCUGGAGUUGAUAAAGAAGGGGUACAAAUAUAGUUAGCAACUUUUCCUUGUUCUGGAAACAAAUUAUUGUUGAAACCAGUGUGGAAGUUUUUAAGUUCAGUUCUGCCUUGUUGCUUUGAAGCUAGUUAGUUUGAUUUGAUUCGUGUCUUCCCUUUUCAAAGUGUAUGUAAGGUCUCUUUAGCAUAUGCUUGAUGUAAGGUCAAGGUCUAACAAGCCGACCUCACGUAGAGAGGAUAUUAUCAUGAGAAUAUAAUAUCAUCUAAAAUGUUUUCUUGUCCUCUGCUUCUGUGCUUUGGUCUCUUUUUCCUGGAAACAAACCUGUCUGUGUAUGGAACUGGGUGAUUUCCAAUUGCCUUUGACAUUCAUGGGCAGUACAUCAUCUAGUCCUCUGUGAAUUUUCAGAUUUGUAGAUGCAAUUACAAUAUCGUUUCCGACAUGUGAAGGAAGGUUGAAAACAGCAGGGCUGUGUUGACAGUGGUCUGUUCUUCAUCAGCUCAGUGACUUGUCCACACUCCAGCCUCAUAGCACUUAGGUUUCAAAAACAUGUUGUGAACCCUAGGAGUCGUCCCCAGGUGAUAGAACUAUAAGUGCUAAAUCCCCAAAUGCCACUGAAAUGUACACUAGAAAUGUACAUUCUAGUGGUUUCCCUUAACUGGGGAAUAUAUGGAGAUUUAGAAGCUAUUCUGUUUUUCUGGAUGCAUGAGUACUCCUGGGCUAUCUUCAUGUGCUGUUUGAUGAGCUCCUAUUUUGUACUGUCAGCUUGAAUGCUGUGGAACAAAUACAAAAUGAAAAAAGUUCUCUGUAGAUUUUUAAAGUGCAUAUUCACUGAUGGUUUAAAAAAAAAAUGGCGUUUUCAAAGUGAUGUUCUUUGCUGUCUUCUUAAAUGUAUGGCUUUUAUAAAUGAUUAAUACAUUUCUUGGUAAACAAAACAGCCUGUCUAGCUUAAAGCAUUUAAAUAGAGUGGUAGAGUAGGUACAAGUGGGAGCACGUUUUAGGAUUCAGGCCCAACUCCAGGUUUCCAGGGCCUAAUGAUUGCAGUGUACAUAAGAACAAAGUCUUCAAUCCCUACCUCACACACUCAGGGACAAGCCAACUAAAGCCUCAAAGGAGACAAGGGUGGCUGUGGAUAAGUGAGACACUAAUCGCAGAGCAGUGCGGGAAGAGCAGUAACAGGAGAGGCGCAGGGCGCUCCAGGAGUGUGCAGUGGGGCGCCUAACCCAGUCUUGAGGGAUGGGGAGAGGCAAAGGAGAAAAGCAUGGAGCUGAUGACAUCCCAGUGAGUGUGGCCCCCACGUACAUACACUACGGCCCAGGCCUCUGCCUGCUGUCUCCCCUUCCUGUGUGUCACUCUGGCUCCGAGUGAGGGGACCCCAGGGCCCCCUCCUCCCCCGCCCGCACACCCUGCAUCACACACCUUGCUUGCUGGAGUAUGAAAUAAACCCAAGCUCACGCGGAGAAGAUGUUAAGAGUCUGACCGUGGCAGGGUUCUUAUUGGGAAGCCUUACUGCUGCUAAUGUUAUUACUGUCUUUUGGACUCUUUCUUGCCCUUUCCUUAUUAGCCAAGUAGUAAUUUAAGGAAGUGGGUAAGAUCAAUGAACCAGAAGCCCAAAAGGAAUGUGAUGAAUGUGAUAUGUUCACAUAAUCAUAGGUAAUGCUCACCUGAAUAAACAUCAAUGGCUUGAUGCUUCCGUUAA